GUGUGUAUGUUCUGCAACCUGAAUGAGUAAGAGUGGGCACUUUUCGUUCAUGCUCUCUCUUUACUUGAGGAAAUAUGAAUGGGAUUGGAGGAUACCUCACCCUGCUUUUUCUGGCUGCGAAUAUUUCGUUUUCUUUUCAGACUCCAAAUACAGUGAACCCAUGCUGCUUCUUCCCAUGUCAGCACCAAGGAGUCUGUGUACGUUUUGAACUGGAGAGAUAUGAGUGUGACUGUACCCGCACUGGAUAUUAUGGAACAAACUGCACAAUCCCUGAAUUGUGGACUAGAGUUCUUGAAUACCUGCGUCCAAGUCCUGGAUUUUAUCACUACAUUUUAACUCGGUAUAAGUGGUUUUGGGAUUUAAUCAAUGCGACUUUCAUACGAGAUACAAUUAUGAGACUUGUUCUGAAAGUGCGAUCCAAUUUGAUACCUAGCCCCCCAACAUAUAACUCUGCAUAUGGAUAUAUUAGCUGGGAGGCAUAUUCAAAUGUCAGCUACUAUACACGAAUUCUUCCUCCUAUUGCAGAUGACUGUCCAACACCAAUGGGAACAAAAGGAAAGAUAGAACUCCCUGACGCAAACUUUAUAGUGGAGACAUUUCUGAAAAGAGAACGCUUUAUUCCAGACCCUCAGGGCAGCAAUCUUAUGUUUGCCUUCUUUGCUCAGCAUUUUACCCACCAGUUCUUUAAAACGUACGGAAGGAUGGGACGUGGCUUCACUAAAGGAUUAGGUCAUGGGGUUGACCUAAGCCACAUAUAUGGAGACACUUUGGAACGUCAGCAUAUGCUUAGACUGUUCAAAGAUGGAAAGAUGAAAUAUCAGAUAAUAAAUGGAGAUAUGUAUCCACCAACAGUGGUUGAAGCACCAGUCCACAUGAUAUAUCCCGACAAUGUGCCCAAAGAGAAGCAAUAUGCAGUCGGGCAAGAGGUAUUUGGCCUUCUACCUGGACUAAUGAUGUAUGCAACUCUUUGGCUUCGGGAACAUAACAGAGUAUGUGAUAUUUUAAAAAAAGAACAUCCCACAUGGAGCGAUGAGCAGCUGUUUCAAACAACAAGGCUUGUUCUGAUAGGUGAGACUAUCAAAAUAGUAAUUGAAGAUUAUGUGCAACAUCUCAGCGGUUAUUAUUUAAAGCUGAAGUUUGAUCCAGAACUACUGUUUGGAGUUCAGUUUCAGUACCGCAAUCGGAUUGCUGUAGAGUUCAAUCAGUUAUAUCACUGGCAUCCGCUAAUGCCAGACUCCUUUCAAAUUGUGAAAGAAAAUUACAACUACAGCAACUUUGUGUACAACACUUCGAUCCUUGCAGACUAUGGAGUAGAAGCCUUGGUGGAAUCCUUUUCAAAACAAAAGGCUGGCAAGAUAGGAGGGGGUGCAAAUAUUCACCCACAUCUUUUGAAAGUUGCUGUAGGAGUUAUCGAGGAAUCCAGAAAACUCAGAGUGCAACCAUUUAAUGAGUAUCGAAAGAGGUUCAACUUAAAGGCUUACAAAUCAUUCCAGGAUUUUACAGGGGAAGAAACUAUUUCAAAGCACCUAGAGUCCAUCUAUGGCGAUAUAGAUGCACUGGAAUUCUACCCUGGGCUUUUACUGGAAAAGACUCUGCCAAAAUCUAUUUUUGGUGAAAGUAUGAUUGAAAUAGGAGCACCAUUUUCACUUAAAGGACUUAUGGGAAAUCCGAUAUGUUCUCCAGAAUACUGGAAGCCAAGCACUUUUGGUGGUGAAACUGGGUUUAAUAUUGUAAAAACAGCUUCACUUAAGAAGCUUGUAUGCCUUAAUGUAAAGCAGUGUCCGUUUGUUUCUUUUCAUGUACCAGAUCCUGAAAAUGGAGAAACUCAAUUUUCUACUAUUAAAAUACCAGAUGAACUAUAAUUUGUGUUAUAUGGUUUUAUAUUCUGCGCUGGAAGUGGUGAAAACGUUCUUCUAUAUACAAGCUGUUUGAAACCUUGUCUUUAUUCUUACCGUAUUGAAACAAGAACUUUCACCCAUCUGUUUCCACAGUACAUUG
This is a messenger RNA of Spea bombifrons (plains spadefoot toad), 1998 nucleotides long. RefSeq names its product prostaglandin-endoperoxide synthase 1 (gene PTGS1). Gene Ontology annotation, cellular component: neuron projection; cytoplasm. The transcript is spliced from 11 exons. Gene Ontology annotation, biological process: cyclooxygenase pathway; response to oxidative stress. The record is from RefSeq and is a predicted model, not a curated record. NCBI's taxonomy places the organism in Eukaryota, Metazoa, Chordata, Amphibia, Anura, Pelobatidae. Gene Ontology annotation, molecular function: heme binding; peroxidase activity; oxidoreductase activity, acting on single donors with incorporation of molecular oxygen, incorporation of two atoms of oxygen. Bases 75 to 1862 code for a protein of 595 amino acids.